GCGGCCCUGGCCAGAAGCGGAGGAGGUGGCACCCGGGACCGAGCUGGGGUCUUGGAGGAAGAGAGGAUGGCGUCGUCGAGCCCUGACUCCCCAUGUUCCUGCGACUGCUUUGUCUCCGUGCCCCCGGCCUCAGCCAUCCCGGCUGUGAUCUUUGCCAAGAACUCGGACCGACCCCGGGACGAGGUGCAGGAGGUGGUGUUUGUCCCCGCAGGCACUCACACUCCUGGGAGCCGGCUCCAGUGCACCUACAUUGAAGUGGAACAGGUGUCGAAGACGCACGCUGUGAUUCUGAGCCGUCCUUCUUGGCUAUGGGGGGCUGAGAUGGGCGCCAACGAGCAUGGUGUCUGCAUUGGCAACGAGGCUGUGUGGACGAAGGAGCCAGUUGGGGAGGGGGAAGCCCUGCUGGGCAUGGACCUACUCAGGCUGGCUUUGGAACGGAGCAGCUCUGCCCAGGAGGCCUUGCAUGUGAUCACAGGGUUACUGGAGCACUAUGGGCAGGGGGGCAACUGCCUGGAGGAUGCUGCGCCAUUCUCCUACCAUAGCACCUUCCUGCUGGCUGACCGCACUGAGGCGUGGGUGCUGGAGACAGCUGGGAGGCUCUGGGCUGCACAGAGGAUCCAGGAGGGGGCCCGCAACAUCUCCAACCAGCUGAGCAUUGGCACGGACAUCUCGGCCCAACACCCGGAGCUGCGGACUCAUGCCCAGGCCAAGGGCUGGUGGGAUGGGCAGGGUGCCUUUGACUUUGCUCAGAUCUUCUCCCUGACCCAGCAGCCUGUGCGCAUGGAGGCUGCCAAGGCCCGCUUCCAGGCAGGGCGGGAGCUGCUGCGGCAACGGCAAGGGGGCAUCACGGCAGAGGUGAUGAUGGGCAUCCUCAGAGACAAGGAGAGUGGUAUCUGUAUGGACUCGGGAGGCUUUCGCACCACGGCCAGCAUGGUGUCUGUCCUGCCCCAGGAUCCCACGCAGCCCUGCGUGCACUUUCUUACCGCCACGCCAGACCCAUCCAGGUCUGUGUUCAAACCUUUCAUCUUCGGGAUGGGGGUGGCCCAGGCCCCCCAGGUGCUGUCCCCCACUUUUGGAGCACAAGACCCUGUUCGGACCCUGCCCCGAUUCCAGACUCAGGUAGAUCGUCGGCAUACCCUCUACCGUGGACACCAGGCAGCCCUGGGGCUGAUGGAGAGAGAUCAGGUAUCCCCCAGGGAGUAGGGGCUACCUUGAGGGGAUGAUAGACCUCCCCCACUCCCAGUGGGACUCUGGAAAUAUGAAGGAACUAGGGAGUGGAAGAGAUUUCAGAGCUGGGGAGAGGAGUUCCUCCCUUCAAAGCCAGCAACUGCCUUUGGGGAAUGUCGGGGGGUAUCUCCUUUCUCCUGCUUGUGUGAGGUGGUACACAGUCCCCCCUUCACCUGGCGGGAAGCCUGUCCCGGACAGACUCAUCUCAGCUUUCCCUUGGGGCAGGAUCGGGGGCAGCAGCUCCAGCAGAAACAGCAGGAUCUGGAGCAGGAAGGCCUCGAGGCCACACAGGGGCUGCUGGCCGGCGAGUGGGCCCCACCCCUCUGGGAGCUGGGCAGCCUCUUCCAGGCCUUCGUGAAGAGGGAGAGCCAGGCUUAUGCGUAAGCUUCAUAGCUUCUGCUGGCCUGGGGUGGACCCAGGACCCCUGGGGCCUGGGUGCCCUGAGUGGUGGUAAAGUGGAGCAAUCCCUUCACGCUCCUUGGCCAUGUUCUGAGCGGCCAGCUUGGCCUUUGCCUUAAUAAAUGUGCUUUAUUUUC
Messenger RNA from Homo sapiens (human), 1763 nucleotides. It is a transcript of the gene SCRN2, whose product is annotated as secernin 2. The record is from RefSeq and is marked validated. The transcript has 7 exons. NCBI's taxonomy places the organism in Eukaryota, Metazoa, Chordata, Mammalia, Primates, Hominidae. Gene Ontology annotation, molecular function: cysteine-type exopeptidase activity; dipeptidase activity. Bases 67 to 1203 code for a protein of 378 amino acids. Gene Ontology annotation, biological process: proteolysis.